Messenger RNA from Chroicocephalus ridibundus (black-headed gull), 3265 nucleotides. It is a transcript of the gene STRN4, whose product is annotated as striatin 4. Gene Ontology annotation, molecular function: protein-containing complex binding; armadillo repeat domain binding; protein phosphatase 2A binding. The transcript is spliced from 17 exons. Gene Ontology annotation, cellular component: dendrite. The record is from RefSeq and is a predicted model, not a curated record. NCBI's taxonomy places the organism in Eukaryota, Metazoa, Chordata, Aves, Charadriiformes, Laridae. The coding region runs from base 39 to 2198 and encodes 719 amino acids.
GCGGCGGCCACCCCGCGGCUCCCUUUGUGGCAGCCGUGAUGGCGGCGGAGCGGGCGGCGGCGGCGGCGCGGGCCCAGCCGCCCCCCGCCGGGCCCCCCCCCGGCCCUGGCCCUGGCCCUGGCCCCGGCCCCGGUCCCGGCCCCGAGCCGGCGGGCCGCGGCGGGCUGAGCCUGCCCGGCAUCCUGCACUUCAUCCAGCACGAGUGGGCGCGCUUCGAGGCCGAGAAGGGGCGCUGGGAGGCGGAGCGGGCCGAGCUCCAGGCGCAGGUGGCCUUUCUGCAGGGUGAACGCAAGGGGCAGGAGAACCUCAAGACGGACCUGGUACGGCGCAUCAAGAUGCUGGAAUACGCCCUCAAACAGGAGAGGUCCAAGUACCACAAGCUGAAAUUUGGCACCGAGCUGACACCAGGGGAGAAGAAACCAGAGGGGACGGAGCCAGUGUCCAACGGUCCCGCGGAGGUGACAUCGCUGGAGGGUGGCCCACUGGCCUGGAAAGAGGGCCGGCAGCUGCUGCGGCAGUACCUGGAGGAGGUGGGGUACAGUGACACCAUCCUGGACAUGCGGUCGCGCCGCGUCCGCUCCCUGCUGGGCCGCGGUCCCCCGGCCCCCCCAGCCCCCAGCAGCCCCCCACCCGCAGACUCCCUGCUGGUGCGGCGCAUCGAGGAGCAGAUCCAGAGGAAUGCUGGGAAGGAGACAGAGGAGCGGGGGGGCCGGGGGGGCCUGGAUCAGGUCCCCUUCCCACCUGAGGAUGAGGACAGCGACGAGGACGAGGAUACCGAGAGCCUCCCCCCCCACGCCCAGCCCCAGCACAAGAAGCAGCGAGUCAAGCUCAGCCCCAAACCCCUCCUGCCCGAGGUGGAGGAUGAGGAUGACGACGACGACUCGGAGGACGCCCUCAACGAGUUCGACUUCCUGGGCUCCGGGGAGAACGGGGCCGGCCGGCGGGCCGGGGAGGGCGUGGAGCUCGAGAGCCACCGGGGCCGGCUGCGGGGGAUGCUGGCCGACCUGCGGGACGUGGAUGGGCUCCCACCGAAACCCGCCACCGCAGGGCCGCCGCGGCCUCACGAAGGGUCUCUGGGCAUCUCUUCCGACGUCUUCAUCAUGGACAGCAUCGGUGGUGGCGCUGUCAGCCUGGGGGACCUGGCCGACCUGACCGUCACCAAUGACAACGAGCUCAGCUGUGAUCUCCCGGAGGGCCGGGACGCCCUGAAGAAGACAUGGAGCCCCAAGUUCACCCUGCGCAGCCACUACGAUGCCGUGCGCGGUCUGGCCUUUCACCCCGCCGAGGCUGCCCUCAUCACCGCCUCCGAGGACGGCACCCUCAAGCUCUGGAACCUCCAGAAGCCUGUCGCCCCCAAAAAGAACGCGGCGCUGGACGUGGAGCCGGUGUACGCUUUCCGCGGGCACAGGGGUCCUGUGCUUGCCGUUGCCAUGGGCCGCGACAGCGCUCUGUGCUGCAGCGCCGGCGUGGACGCCCGCAUCCACCGCUGGCGCCUGCCCGACCUUGACAUGGAUCCCUACAACGGCUAUGACCCCGGGGUGCUCAGCGGCGUCCUGGAGGGUCACAGCGAUGCCAUCUGGGGCCUGGCCUUCAACCCCGCCGGUGACCGCCUGGCCUCCUGCUCCGCUGACGGCACCGUCCGCAUCUGGGACCCCCGGCGCGAGGAGGGCGCCUGCCUCAGCACCUACAACGCCCAGAGCGAGCAUGGCGUCCCCACCUCCGUCACCUUCUCGGCCACCCAGUCUGGCCACGCCGUGGCCGCUUUCCGAACGGGUGCUGCGGUGCUCUACGACGUGGAGGCGGCUCGACCUGUCCUGGUGCUCGAGGCUCGGCCGGGUGGCGGUGGCAGCCAGGUCAACCAGGUGGUGAGCCACCCCUCGCAGCCCCUCACCAUCACCGCCAGCGACGACCGCGGCAUACGCUUCCUCGACAACCGGACAGGUAAAGUCGUGCACUCCAUGGUGGCCCAUUUGGACGCUGUCACCUGCCUGGCCGUCGACCCCAACGGCGUCUUCCUCAUGUCCGGCAGUCACGACUGCUCGCUGCGCCUCUGGCACCUGGCCCACAAGACGUGCGUGCAGGAGCUGACGGCGCACCGCAAGAAGCACGAGGAAGCCGUCCACGCCGUCGCCUUCCACCCCAGCCGGGCCCUCAGCGCCAGCGCCGGCGCCGAUGCCCUCGCCAAGGUCUUCGUGUGACGCCGGGGCUGGGGGUGGGGGGGACACGACACACGCACACACACACACACGUGUCGGUGGCGGGGGUGGCCCUUUGUCGCCUUCCCCACCCGGGGAGCUGAGCCCGGCAGCUCUGUGCAGCUCGUGACGCCCCAGGGCAACCUCGGCUGCGCCCUCCUGGCCCCACCGGCUGCUCCGGGCAGCCCCGCUGGGGGGGUCCAUGGGGCACCUACGGGCCCUGUCUGUCCCCCCCGAGGCGGUUUUGGGGUCUGUGUACCCCUCUGGGGGCAAUUACGGGCUCCAUAUACCCCCCCGAGGCAGUUACGGGCUCUGUGUAACCCUCUGGGCAUACUUAUGGGCCCUAAAUACCCCCUGGGGGGUACUUAUGGGCCCUAUAUACCUCCCCUGGGGGCAGCUGUGGGCUCUGUACCCUCCCAGGGACACUUAUGGACUCUAUUUACCGCCCCCCCCGGGGGCACUUAUGGGCUCUAUAUACACCCCAGGGGCAGUUAAAGCCUCUAUGUGCCCCCCCCGCCCGCCCCAAGUCUCGUCCCUGGGGGAGGGGGGGCUCGCCAUACCCCCAGGGGUAGUUAAGGGCUCUGCCCCACCCCGGGGCAGUUACUGGCUCAAUCUACCCCCUGGGGGGGCACUACACCCCCCUGGGGGCACCCAUGGGAGCACUCUGCCCCGUGGGGGGGGCACUACAUACCCCCUGGGGGUAAUUAUGGGCCUUACCGCUCCCCUCCAUGUACCCCCCCCAGGGGGGCUCUUCCCCCCAUCCCCCGGGGGCACUACACCCCCCCAGGGGCAGUUCCAGCCUGAAGCCCCCCCCCACCCCAACACUACCCCAGGCUGGGGCCCCCCCAAACCCCACCGGGGCCCCCCCACCUUGUAUAUUUGUACAGCCGUGAUGCCCCCCUCCUGCCCCCAUUGCCCCCCCCGGGGGCUCAUCACCGCCACCUUAUCACUAUGUGAUAGUCCGGGCCCCCCCGCCCCCCCUCCCCCGGGCCCCUCUCCCCCCAUUCUGCCCCCCCCUUUCGCCCCCCCGCCUUCAAAUUGCCCUUUUUAAUGCUGGUUGCUUUUUAUUG